CACUCUCAUUUGAAUGCAAAUCUCCAAGAGUUGAGGAGUAGGCUGACGUCAGGCAGGCUUUAGUAUACCUUUACCAUCUUGUCAACAGAGACACAUCAUGUGAGACUGGAGACAGACUGGAACUACGUCGCAUUUCACACUGGGAACCCAUUUGGACUACAUAAACAGCAGAAGGAUUGUUUUUUAACAGUUUCAGGGCCACUAUGUCGCCUUGAAAUAGGCCACAUAUCCCCUUUGCUGUUUUUAUUAUAUUUAAUUGUUUUGUUGUACAAAUCAUGUAUGUGGGAUACCUUCUGGAUAAAGAAACCGGCAUGUAUCACCAAGGGCCAGUAAGAAGAUCGAGCAUCAAUCUGCCUCCACAGAACUUUGUUUCCACGCCUCAGUACCCCGAUUUUACAGGAUACCAUCAUGUGCCAAACAUGGAUACGCACGCACAGUCCGCGGGGAGUUGGGGGCCCACUUAUGGCGCCCCACGGGAAGACUGGGGUGCAUAUAGUUUGGGACCACCUAAUACUAUUCCUACACCCAUGAACAACUCCUCUCCCGGACAGGUUCCUUACUGCUCGUCUGAGUACAGUCAUAUGCAUCCUCCAGGAUCUGCGGUGUUACAGCCGCCGCCGGACAACGUAAAUGUUGCACAACUUUCUCCUGAUAGAGAAAGGCGCAAUUCAUUCCAGUGGAUGAGUAAAACUGCGCAAUCAUCUUCUACAGGUAAAACAAGAACGAAGGAGAAAUACAGGGUAGUUUACACAGACCAUCAGAGGCUGGAGCUGGAGAAGGAGUUUCAUUUCAACAGAUACAUCACCAUCAGGAGGAAAUCUGAACUGGCUGUCAACCUCGGUCUGUCGGAGAGACAGGUGAAAAUCUGGUUUCAGAACCGCAGAGCCAAAGAGAGGAAGCUGAUCAAGAAGAAGCUGGGUCAGUCUGACGGCAGCGGGGGAUCCGUGCACAGUGACCCGGGUUCAGUGAGCCCUCUGCCGGUGCCGGGCUCUCUCAGCCCGUCAGACAUCCACAACUCUCUGUACCCUCCUCAGGGAAUGAACACCUUGCCAUCUAUCAGGAAUAUACAACAAGUGACAGUGACUCAGUAGAAGAGCUCACCCUGUGGACAGUACAUCCAACCUAACUGAGCACUCCGACACGCUGACAGGACACUUGGUCUGAACUCACGUCCUGAAGCACAAAGCUGUGGAUAAAAGAUUUGAUUUAUAGCAACGAAAAUGCUGGAGGCUCUUCAAAUAUUGCUUUUUAUAGAAUAGUUCUAAUAACUUUGGGGAUUUUAAAAGAAAAACUAAACAAAAAAUCGACGUGUUUCAAACUUCAAAGCUUUAAAUUGUUUGUGAGUUAAUAAGAUAUAAAUAUCCUUUUUUUGUAUGUGAUGAAGUGUAUGUGAAUAAAAUGAGAAUUCAGGGACAUUUUUAAUGAAGUCCUAAAGUGGACUGUUUGUAGCUGGUGCUGCUAUGACUUGACAAAUCAUUUACACAUUCAGCACAGUAUAAUCCGCUUUAGUAAAGCAGGGAGCAGCUGUUCAUGAUACGGGUAGGACGAUCGUUUGAUGGCAAAGUGUAAAUAAAAUGUUGUUUUUUUGCAGUACACCUGUCACUUUCAUUAUUUCUCAGGUUUGCAAAAGUCUUUGAAAUGCAUGUGUGCAUGUGUAGACUCUGGUAUUCCCCAGUGCAGAGAAACAGCCUGCAAGCUAUAGUUCACUAUCGGCUGCUGACAGGCCUCGAAUACACAUCAGUGCAAGUUACAAACUCAGGUAGGCCACAAAACAAGUUAAGCCUUUCAGAAAUUAACAUAUCAAAGUAAGGGUAAACAAGAAGGAUACUAUGCGUCUUUUGUGUGUAUUAAUAAUGCCCCUUGUGUAAAAAAAAAAAAAAAAAAAAUACCCCACAACAUUUAGCAUAUAUCAGAAAAAUGUUUGGACCUGUCACAAUAUUUUACUUUCCAAAGUUUCUAUACAGCAAUGGGCGCAUUGAAAGGUUAAGUUAAUUUGGACAAAAUAGUAAGGGCUUAUAUCCAAAGCGUGAAUA
Molecule: messenger RNA, 2033 nt
Organism: Epinephelus moara (kelp grouper)
Lineage: Eukaryota; Metazoa; Chordata; Actinopteri; Perciformes; Serranidae
Gene: cdx4
Product: caudal type homeobox 4
Exons: 3
Coding region: 276-1091 (271 amino acids)
Biological process (GO): anterior/posterior axis specification; animal organ morphogenesis; cell differentiation
Cellular component (GO): nucleus
Molecular function (GO): RNA polymerase II transcription regulatory region sequence-specific DNA binding; DNA-binding transcription factor activity, RNA polymerase II-specific
Source: RefSeq, a predicted model, not a curated record